Molecule: messenger RNA, 1119 nt
Organism: Anisakis simplex (herring worm)
Lineage: Eukaryota; Metazoa; Nematoda; Chromadorea; Rhabditida; Anisakidae
Source: the annotation of a GenBank genome assembly
UUAGGAUUAUGUGUAUGCGUGUGUAUACAUAGUCUAUUCCGUUUCAAUAUUACUUCCGUCUCAUUAUUAUUAUUAUUAUUAUUAUUAUUUAUUGGUGUGAAGCGUAUUCAGUCGGUACCGCUGGUGAUUGGGCAGUUUUUGGAGGCAGUCGAUCAGGAUCAUGCGAUAGUUGGGUCGACGACGGGUUCGAACUAUUUCGUGCGAGUGCUAUCAAUAUUGGAUCGUGAGCUGUUGAAACCGGGUUGUAGUGUGGCGCUGCAUAAGUACAGCAAUGCGUUGGUGGACGUUUUGCCGCCUGAGGCCGACUCGACAAUACAGAUGCUGCGAGCUGACGAGAAACCUGAUAUUUCUUACGCAGAUAUUGGAGGGUUGGAUAUGCAGAAGCAGGAGGUACGUGAGGCAGUUGAGUUGCCUCUGACCCAUGGAGAGCUCUAUCAGCAAAUUGGGAUCGACCCGCCUCGAGGCGUGCUCAUGUUCGGACCACCCGGCUGCGGGAAGACGAUGCUGGCCAAGGCAGUGGCGGCGCAUACGACCGCAUCGUUCAUUCGGGUGGUGGGCAGUGAGUUCGUGCAGAAGUAUUUGGGCGAGGGUCCGCGUAUGGUGCGUGAUGUGUUUCGUUUGGCCAAAGAGAACAGUCCAUCGAUAAUAUUCAUCGAUGAAAUCGACGCGAUCGCGACGAAACGUUUCGAUGCGCAGACGGGUGCGGACAGGGAGGUGCAGAGGAUUUUGCUGGAGUUGUUGAACCAGAUGGACGGCUUCGAUCAGAGCACGAACGUGAAGGUAAUAAUGGCGACGAAUCGUCACGACACGCUCGACCCGGCACUGCUUCGACCGGGCCGAUUGGACCGCAAAAUCGAGUUUCCGAUGCCGGACAGACGGCAGAAACGACUGAUUUUCUCGACGAUCACAACGAAAAUGAAUCUCUCGGAUGAGGUGGACAUGGAGGAGUUCGUGGCGAGACCCGACAAGGUGACCGGUGCGGACAUUAAUGCCAUUUGUCAGGAGGCCGGAAUGCAUGCAGUGCGGGAGAAUCGAUACGUAGUGCUGACUAAAGAUUUUGAAAAGGCUUAUAAAUCGGUGAUUAAGAAGGAUCAGAACGAUUUUGAGUUUUAUAAAUGA